Molecule: messenger RNA, 2778 nt
Organism: Aspergillus terreus NIH2624
Lineage: Eukaryota; Fungi; Ascomycota; Eurotiomycetes; Eurotiales; Aspergillaceae
Product: putative kinesin family protein (KinA)
Exons: 5
Coding region: 1-2778 (925 amino acids)
Biological process (GO): microtubule-based movement
Molecular function (GO): microtubule binding; microtubule motor activity; ATP binding
Source: RefSeq, a predicted model, not a curated record
AUGGCGUCAUCUGGCCCUGGUGCCUCCAACACCAUCAAGGUGGUUGCGAGAUUUCGACCGCAGAAUAAAGUCGAGCUGGCCUCUGGAGGAGAACCUAUUGUCGAGUUUGAAAACGAACAGUCAUGUCUGAUCAACUCCAGGGAAGGCUCCGGAGCUUUCACUUUCGAUCGGGUGUUCCCCAUGGACUCCAAGCAAACCGAUAUCUUCGAUUUCUCGAUCCGACCCACAGUUGACGACAUCUUGAACGGGUAUAACGGAACCGUGUUCGCCUACGGUCAAACCGGCGCGGGAAAGUCCUAUACUAUGAUGGGUUCGGAUAUCGACGACGACAUGGGGAAGGGUAUCAUCCCGCGUAUUGUCGAACAGAUUUUCGCCAGCAUUCUCACGAGCCCGAGUAAUAUCGAAUACACCGUUCGCGUCAGCUACAUGGAAAUCUACAUGGAGCGCAUCCGCGAUCUCCUCGUGCCCCAAAACGACAAUCUCCCCGUCCACGAGGAAAAGUCCCGCGGUGUUUACGUCAAGGGUCUGCUAGAGGUCUACGUGUCGAGUGUCCAGGAAGUUUAUGAAGUGAUGCGCCGGGGUGGCAACGCGAGAGCGGUGGCAGCGACCAACAUGAACCAAGAGUCCUCUCGAUCCCAUUCCAUCUUCGUCAUUACCGUUACGCAGAAGAAUCUGGAGACAGGCUCAGCCAAGAGUGGCCAACUCUUUUUGGUUGAUUUGGCUGGUAGUGAAAAAGUUGGCAAGACUGGUGCGAGCGGCCAGACCCUAGAGGAGGCCAAAAAGAUCAACAAGAGUUUGAGUGCCUUGGGCAUGGUCAUUAACGCAUUAACUGACGGCAAAUCGACACACAUUCCCUACCGUGACUCGAAACUUACUCGAAUCCUGCAGGAGAGUCUGGGAGGUAACUCCCGUACCACCCUCAUUAUCAACUGCUCACCCAGUAGCUACAACGACGCGGAAACAAUCUCGACCCUGCGUUUCGGCGUGCGGGCCAAGGCGAUCAAGAACAAGGCGAAGGUCAAUGCUGAGUUGAGUCCGGCCGAAUUGAAGCAGCUGCUGCGCAAGGCCCAGAGCCAGGUCACCAGUUUCGAAAACUACGUGUCGGCUCUGGAGACGGAAGUUCAGUCAUGGCGAAGUGGUGAAAGUGUACCCAAAGACCGGUGGACUCCUGCGCGUGGCAACGAAGUCGUCUCCUCGACGAAGGCAGAGGCUCGCGCGCCACGUCCCGGUACCCCGUCACGGUUACAAGAGACCGCUAGGUCGGAAACGCCCCGUCCUGAUUCCAGGAUCGGCGAUCGUUCCAGCACACCCAGUCUGGUCCUAGAGAAGGAUGAGAGAGAGGAGUUCCUUCGGCGUGAGAACGAGCUCCACGACCAGAUUGCCGAGAAGGAAUCUCAUAUUGCCAAUGUGGAGAGAAGCCUGCGCGAGGCGCGUGAGGAACUGAAGACGAUGAAGGAGAACUCAGCGCGGUCGGGCAAGGACAACGACAAGCUCAACGCCGAGGUCAAUGAACUGCGCAUGAACCUGGAGAAGGUGUCGUAUGAGAGCAAGGAGGCCUCGAUCACGAUGGACAGCCUCCGCGAGGCCAACGCCGAGUUGACUGCGGAAUUGGACGAUGUCAAGCAGCAGCUCCUUGACGUGCGAAUGAAAGCCAAGGAGACCACCGCUGCUCUCGAUGAGAAAGAGAAGAAGAAGGCCGAGAAGAUGGCGAAGAUGAUGGCUGGAUUUGACCUGGGCGGAGACGUAUUCUCCGAUAAUGAACGCAAGCUCCAGGCCCUCAUUCAGCGCGUGGACUCCCUGCAUAAGAUCAGCGAAGCUGGCGAGACCAUCGCUCCCGAUGACCUUCAGGAGCUACGCGCCAGCCUGAUGGAGACCCAAGGCUUCAUCCGACAGGCAGAACUCACGAUGAAUGAUCGGGGCGAACUGAGCGAGCUGCAGGACAGCCGUCGAGUUGAACUAGAGCAGAAGCUGGCGAAUCUCGAGCAGGACUAUGAGAAACUUCUGGAACGGAACUUGGGCGAGGACGAUGUGGAAGAGAUCCGGGAGCGACUAGAGAAGGUCUAUGUUACACGCAAGGAGGCAGAGAUGCAGGCCGCCAACGAACUGCGCGAGGAGAUCUCCCGCAAGGACGAGGAGUUGACAAAGCUCCGGCAAUCGCUCGCCGACUCUCAGUCGCGCGUGUCCACGAACGGGGCUGCGGGCAAGAACCUCCAGCAGCAGAUCGCGGAAUUCGACGCGAUGAAGAAGUCGCUGAUGCGCGACCUCCAGAACCGCUGCGAGCGCGUGGUGGAGCUGGAAAUCUCGCUGGACGAUGCGCGGGAGCAGUACAACAACGUGCUUCGGUCGUCGAACAACCGGGCCCAGCAGAAGAAAAUGGCCUUCCUGGAACGCAACUUGGAGCAACUGACGCAUGUGCAACGACAGCUGGUAGAACAGAACAGCAGCCUGAAGAAAGAGGUAGCCAUUGCCGAGCGGAAGCUCAUCGCGAGGAAUGAGCGCAUUGCCAGCUUGGAGAGCCUGCUCCAGGAGAGCCAGGAGAAGCUCACCCAAGCGAAUCACCGAUUUGAAGCUCAACUCACUGCGGUCAAAGAGCGACUGGAAGCUGCGAAACAAGGGUCGACGAGGGGUCUUCCAAGUAUGGAUGGCAGCGGCGGUUUCAGUUUUGGCGGCUCGAGAAUUGCGAAGCCGCUCCGUGGCGGUGGUGGAGGGACAGACGGUAGUAGCCAGCCGCAGGAGACGGGCAAGCAACGUUCGAGCUGGUUUUUUGAUCGACGAUGA